AGCUGGAAAGCCCCCAUCGUAGUGUAUGUCCACGUUGUAGAGAUGGCGUUGUAUCAGCUAAAUCGUGGGCAUGACUACUGUCAGGUGUCAGGUUUUUCUCUGGAGUCUCUGGAGUCUCUGGUUUUACAUGGCAACUACGAACACGAACGCGUGUGAUUCGCGAUAAAUGGCUGGCUCGCUAGGCACGGUCGACUGGGAAGAUCUCAGAAAGCAGGCAAGACAUCUAGAAAAUGAGAUCGACGCGAAACUAGUAGCGUUCAGCAAGUUGGGUAUAAACACAGGCACGAGGCAUGUUAGCACAGAAGAGGUUCCUCUCCUCGAUGAGGAGCAGGUGUUUGAAAACAUGGCGUCGGAAAUUGAAACACUGCUCUCCAAGUUGUUCUCCAUAAACGAGAGAAUGAGUGAGUUGCAGCCAAACGGAGCAGCUAUGCUGCACACAAUGCAGCGCCACAAGGAGAUACUGAAAGACUACAAACUGGAAUUCAAUAAGAUUAGAAAUAACUUUACAGCCAGGAAAGAUCGUGAGGAUCUGCUUGGCAGUGUUCGUAAGGAAAUAGAUAAUUACAAAAGUGCAAGUGGAUUGAAUCGACGCGAAAUGUAUCUCAAGGAAAACCAACACAUUCACAAUUCCGAUCGAUUGAUCAAUGAUCAAAUAAGCAUAGCGAUGGAGACACGGGAUCACCUGAUGACUCAGAGACAAGCGUUCAAACGUAUACGAACCCGAUUCAAUGAUAUCUCUAAUCGAUUUCCGGCGGUGAACAGUUUAUUGCAGAGGAUAAAUCUGCGUAAGAGAAGAGACUCCGUUAUACUCGGUCUCGUCAUCGGUGUCUGUACGUUUUUAAUGCUUCUAUAUGCUUUUCAUUAGAUAACACUGAGAUACUUCCCGUCGCGUCUCCAGAUAGCGAUUACUUCAUCAUGAAUUUUUGCAAUACGUUUCUCACAGUAAAGAUAUACGUACGUUUAAGAGGUACUACAGAGAUCUAAACACAGGAAUUUUAGUAUAAUAGGGUAUGCAAGAGAUUUUGUAUGUGUGCGUCGCAUGAAUGAUCGAACAAGUGUACUACUUGCGUAGUACAAAUAUGUAUGAAAACAAAUUUGUCUGUAUAGUUUUUUUAUACUGAAGUAUAGGAUGUGGGAUACAUGAUGUAAACGGUACUUUCAUCCACGUUCGACAUGUUAACUUAAUAAAUGUUGAAAAAUGGUGCAAUUUUUGUUCAUAAUUAUA
Solenopsis invicta (red fire ant) is the source of this 1225-nucleotide messenger RNA. It is a transcript of the gene Gos28, whose product is annotated as Golgi SNAP receptor complex member 1. The transcript is spliced from 5 exons. The record is from RefSeq and is a predicted model, not a curated record. The coding region runs from base 167 to 865 and encodes 232 amino acids. Gene Ontology annotation, cellular component: cis-Golgi network; Golgi membrane; SNARE complex. Gene Ontology annotation, biological process: endoplasmic reticulum to Golgi vesicle-mediated transport; vesicle fusion. Gene Ontology annotation, molecular function: SNAP receptor activity. NCBI's taxonomy places the organism in Eukaryota, Metazoa, Arthropoda, Insecta, Hymenoptera, Formicidae.